This is a messenger RNA of Branchiostoma floridae (Florida lancelet), 2238 nucleotides long. RefSeq names its product prolyl 4-hydroxylase subunit alpha-1-like. Gene Ontology annotation, cellular component: endoplasmic reticulum. Gene Ontology annotation, biological process: peptidyl-proline hydroxylation to 4-hydroxy-L-proline. Gene Ontology annotation, molecular function: iron ion binding; protein binding; procollagen-proline 4-dioxygenase activity. The transcript has a single exon. The record is from RefSeq and is a predicted model, not a curated record. The coding region runs from base 119 to 1786 and encodes 555 amino acids. Lineage: Eukaryota; Metazoa; Chordata; Leptocardii; Amphioxiformes; Branchiostomatidae.
CCGAAGCGAGUUCGAAUCGUUCGAAUCGAACUAUGGGCCCGACAACGGUUUGGAUCUCCCGAAGGCCGAUCUGAUCCGACCAGAACUUUCGAGGUUCUUCUUAGGCUUUUCCAUCACCAUGUUUGUGCCGAGACCAAUGAUGGUGCUACUGGCAGGUAUCAUACUGUUGUUCCUGUGGCAGGCCUCGGUGGGUGCGGAGGUCUUCACCGCCGUGUGUGAUAUGGAGUACCUGGUACACAUGGAGAAGGACCUGGUGGACUCCCUAGACCAGUACAUACUGCAUGAAGAGGACAAGUUAAACAGAAUCAAAACCUUUCAGUCGAGGGUGAAAAAAGUGUACCAGAUGGCUAUGGAGGAACCCAGCACACACCUGCACCACCCAGUCAAUGCCUACCUUCUGGUGAAGAGGUACACUCGAGAGUGGCCACUCCUGGAGGCCUGGAUACAGGAGGAUACUGCAGAACAUUUCCUGAACAGCAUGUCAAAAAUGAAGGAGUCGUUCCCGUCAUUCAAGGACUACAUGGGUGCAGGGAUAGCCCUGUUGCGCCUGCAGGACACGUACGACCUUUCCACACAGAACAUAAGCAAUGGCAAUAUGAGCAGUGAAAUAGCUAUUGCUACUCGACUAGACACAGGUUUUACGAAGAGUCCAGAGUUGUCAUCAGAGGACUGUUUUGAGGUGGGACGGCUGGCAUAUAUGGACCAGGACUUCUAUCAUGUAGCACUGUGGAUGGAAGAGUCGCUGGCGAGAUUCCAGCCCGACCCGACGUCCAAACAUACCAAAGAUGCCAUACUGGAUUAUCUGGCUUCUGCCAGUUACCGACUAAACAACAUUGAGCGUGCGUACCAGGCUACCAAGGAGCUUCUCAAGAUAAAUCCUGAGGACACCCAUGCGGCCAACCACAUGAAGUUCUUGACGAAAGAGAUGGAGAAGUCACAAAGGUCACCCCGGAAGGAUGAAGUGGAAGACAUUGGAUUUACAGGGCGGGGAGAAUACAAACGUGAGUUAGCCAAAGACUACGACCCAGAGAGUAGGGUCUACGAGCUUCUCUGUCAGGCAGAUCAACCAGAGAUCUUCAACAUUACCCCUUCGAGGGUGAAACACUUGAAGUGCCGCUACUUCACCAACAACAACAACCCACGUCUGCUGCUCGCACCCAUAAGACUGGAGCAGGUCUUCGACAAGCCCAAGCUGUGGGUCCUUCACAACAUUCUGUCUGAUCCAGAAAUGGAGGUCAUCAAAAAGCUGGCUCAGCCACGGUUACGACGAGCUAGAGUCGAAAGUCCCACUACAGGGGAGGGGGAACUCGCAUCCUAUCGUAUUAGUAAGAGUGCAUGGCUCUAUGACUGGGAACACAGGGUGAUCCGCCGGGUUAACCAGAGGGUGGAAGACGUGACAGGUCUUACCAUGGAGACAGCAGAACUGUUACAGGUUGUCAACUAUGGCAUAGGCGGACACUACGAACCACAUUUUGAUUGUGCAACAAAGGAUGAGGAGUUUGAAUUGGACCCCAACGAAGGCGACAGAAUUGCUACAAUGCUGUUUUAUAUGAGUGACGUGGAGGCUGGAGGGGCGACUGUUUUCCCACAAGUCGGUGCCAGAGUAGUCCCAGAAAAGGGAGCUGGCGCAUUCUGGUACAACUUGUUGAAGAGUGGGGAGGGCGACAUGCUGACCGAACAUGCUGGUUGUCCCGUGCUGGUAGGAAGUAAAUGGGUGUCCAAUAAGUGGAUCCACGAACGAGGUCAAGAAUUCCGCAGGAAAUGUGGACUGUAUCCAGAGGACUAGCGACAGCACACCCCCUUAUCUCAAGCCCUACACAAACUAAUGUAGUGCCCUGUAUAAAGUACAGGUUUCGGAACCCAAACUGCUGCAUGCAAGUUAUAGAUUCUACCUGUUGUAUUUUAUCUGCGUAUUUGAGAAGUCUUUAAGAUGAAGUGUUUGGAAGUAGAGUUUGUGCAUCUGUCAUUCAAACAAAAUGUCUUGAUAAUAAACUGCGAACAUUGUGCUUUAUAUUACAUGUUGUUGCAUUGUAUUCAAAACUCAAUGCGGUGAAAAUUGUUUUACAUUCGGUUUCUUAAGAUUGUGAAUUCUGACAUUCUUUAAAGAGGCAACAAGUUACAGUAGAAGGGAAUUCAAGUACGAGAAAUUUGUCAAAAUGUGUACCUGUACAUCGGUCAGCCACACGUAGGAGCUGAGAAUAAAAUUGUAGACUUAAAUAUGCACUGCUGAAUGAUAUG